AUGAUAAGAAGUGUGAAAUCCAGAGUAACGCUUUCACUUGCGUUUUUUCUCUUAACCUGUCUGUCUCCGCAUGGAAAAGCGAAUUGUCAAUCCCUUUUGCCCGUGUCUUACGCAACGCACCAGUUGUACUCGUUUGACAAGUUGACUCCCGUGGAAGUAAAAAGCGACUUGAAGAAGACCUUAGGGAGUUUUAUAACUAGCAAGUUAAAGGACUUACAGAAGAAGUUUUACGACUACAAGGGUUAUGGUAGCCAUGGACACAGCAGUAGUGAUGAACAGGGGGAAACUCUAAGGAGUGACUAUGACGCCUCGAUCGAAGAAGAAGUGAAAGCACUUUUGGGGCAGGCACAAAACAAGAGAUAUCUGUCCAAAAGAAUAAAAGACUCACAUGAUCGUGCUUUGAGAAAUUUAAAAAGGAAUAGAAAUGAAGAAGGGCGCGACGAAGAAAGAACUAGAAAAUUGCUGCAACAUAACUUAGAACAAAUAAAUUAUCUGAAUAAAAAAUCGCAUUACCUGGAAAGGAAGGCGGAAGAGCUCAGGAAUCAUUUGAAAAGUAGCAACAGUAAGAAUUACAAUUAUCAGCAGGAAGGCAGGAACUGUGAUAUUUACAAAAUAGGGAAAUUAAAAUUUGUCGCUUCUUCUAAUGGAUUAAAACAUUCGAUUGAUAACGUUCGCGGGAAAAUUGACAACUCUGGCUUUACUAUUUUUUACAAAAAUAAAAAAAAAAUGACUUAUUUGUGGAAUGCUUUGGAACUACCUAUCAAAUUAAUUGGCAGUGUGGAACAGUGCUUCCUUUUUGCAUACAAAAAUAAUAACCAAAUUUUAUGUACAGACAAUAAGCUGAAAGCAGCUUCUUGGGUUAAUAGUCUUGCAGAGGCCUCCGCUUGUUAUCACUUUGGCAUAAAGGGAAUACUUGUGAAUACAAAUAAUGUUAAAAAUAUACAAGAGAAGCUAGGUAAAAGUAGGAAAGAUGAUGCGGAUGGUAAAAUGCUAGUAGUCGAUUUGAAGCCCGAGGAGGACACAACCCGGGUGUUCGUGAAUAACCAUGAGCAGAAUGUGCAGGACGGCGAUGACGGAGUUAUUGAUUUGAAUAAAAUUAAGAGGAACAUGGAGGAGGAGGAGGGGAAGACGAAGAAGCUGACCACGCAGGAGGAAGUCCCCUCUGGGGAGAAGGCUGACACAGAAGGGGUUGAGGAAGAAAUGGACGAGACGCAAGUCGUUGAUGAAAAUGGAAGCGGUGCCCAAACAGGUGACGAGGAUGCAGAAUAA
Messenger RNA from Plasmodium knowlesi strain H, 1269 nucleotides. RefSeq names its product conserved protein, unknown function. The transcript has a single exon. Bases 1 to 1269 code for a protein of 422 amino acids. The record is from RefSeq and is a predicted model, not a curated record. NCBI's taxonomy places the organism in Eukaryota, Apicomplexa, Aconoidasida, Haemosporida, Plasmodiidae.